UGCUUUCCUUUUGCGUUUGUGGUGCUCCAAACGGCUUCUGUCUGCGUCUCUGUAGCUUCGAAUUUCUGGGUAAGAUGGCUUCUGUAUUGACAAGGCUGCCUUGCCUGCCAAUGAUGGUGGUGAAUGGAAGACACCCCUAUUUGGGGACACUUAAGAAAUUGGCAAUGCCGAUUGUUAGAGAGAGACAGAAUCGCUUCGAAGUAGCAACCAAAGCAACAGAUAAAAGCUCGGAAACUUCAAUUAUCAAGUCUGUUCAAAAUGUUUGGGAUAAACCGGAGGAUCGGCUGGGCCUGAUAGGAUUAGGAUUUGCUGGCGUUGUAGCUUUGUGGGCUACAAUAAGUCUCGUUACGGUCAUCGAAAAGUUCCCUCUUGUCCCAACUAUACUCGAGCUCGUUGGAAUAUUGUUUUCUUUGUGGUUCAUAAACCGGUAUCUCUUAUACAAGCCUACCCGGCAAGAGCUUUCUCAGGUGAUCGGCAAAGCAAUAUCGGAUAUCCUCGGGCAAUAAUUCGAAGGCCGGAUCGAGCUACCGGCUUCCGGAUGCUUUGCUGUAUAAGUUUCUUGGCUUUUAGCAGGCAAAUGAUAUGCUCGUAUGGAGUUGUUACAUCUAUUUUUGUGUUAUGUAUAAGUUGCAUCUUCUUUA
This is a messenger RNA of Andrographis paniculata, 641 nucleotides long. Its product is annotated as protein CURVATURE THYLAKOID 1C, chloroplastic. The transcript is spliced from 7 exons. The record is from RefSeq and is a predicted model, not a curated record. NCBI's taxonomy places the organism in Eukaryota, Viridiplantae, Streptophyta, Magnoliopsida, Lamiales, Acanthaceae. Gene Ontology annotation, cellular component: thylakoid; chloroplast thylakoid membrane. Bases 75 to 506 code for a protein of 143 amino acids.